Molecule: messenger RNA, 888 nt
Organism: Pollicipes pollicipes
Lineage: Eukaryota; Metazoa; Arthropoda; Thecostraca; Pollicipedomorpha; Pollicipedidae
Exons: 4
Coding region: 1-888 (295 amino acids)
Source: RefSeq, a predicted model, not a curated record
AUGAGAAACGGACAGAGGGCCAAGACGUACUGCACUCGUGAGACGGCUUGGCGGGUGUGCUGGAUCAUCCUGCCCAUCAGCAUCGUCUUCAACAUCCCCUACUUCCUUGCCUUCACCGUCGACGACCGUAUCCGGGAGACGGAUUUCUACAACGGACAGUACUACCAGGUUCACAACUGGGUGCGGUUCGUCGUGUUCGGGCUCGGCACGGCCCUGUUCCUGGCCGUUGGGAACCUGCUUCUCAUCCUGUCGCUGCGAGAGAGCUACCGCCGUCGACAGGCGCUGCUGUCGCAGCGCAAACACAGAGAGGAGAAGAGGCUCAGGGAGCAGUUCCGGCUGACGGUGACACUGAUCGGCAUCAUCCUGCUGUUCCUGGCCGGGGAGUUCCCAACCCACCUGGCCAGCCGGCAGUCGGCCGCCACCCUCAUCUACGGCGGCGACACGUCUCAGCUGAAGUCGAGCGGCUACCGCACCUUCAAGCUGGUCGUGUCCGUGCUCAUGGCCGUCCACUACUCCUGCAACUUCGUCCUCUACUGUGCACUCAACUCCAAGUUCUUGAGCAUCGUAUCGCGGGUGCUGCUCUGUCUGCGCUCCGAGGGCGACGCCGAGACGAGUGACCUGCGCGUCACGGCCUCUGACGUGCCCCGCGGGCAUAACCCCGCCUCCCGCGGGCCUAGCCCCGCCUUCCGCGGGCUUGACCACGCCUCCUGCGGGCACAACGCGGCCUCUCGCGGGGCUGAACCGGCCUCCCGCGGGCCUAGCCCGGCCUCCAGCGGGCCUGACACCGCCUCCUGCGGGCAUAACGCGGCCUCUCGCGGGGCUGAACCGGCCUCCCGCGACCGGCCCAGCCCGCAGCCGGCCGGCGCCGCCAACGGCCGGGUGAUCUGA